This is a messenger RNA of Jatropha curcas, 1604 nucleotides long. It is a transcript of the gene IQD33, whose product is annotated as IQ-domain 33. Lineage: Eukaryota; Viridiplantae; Streptophyta; Magnoliopsida; Malpighiales; Euphorbiaceae. The record is from RefSeq and is a predicted model, not a curated record.
ACCCAUUUUGGAUAAAUAGUCCAAAUUGAUCUUUUGGUCAUAAAUUUAAUUCAAUUUUGAUUAAUUUUAUGUUCCGAACAAGUUCAGGUAACAAAUUGAGCGACGCAAUUUUCUAUUUUAUACAAAAAUGUUAUAAACAUAAUAAAUAUACUUGUUUUUUUUACUAGAGGAAACUGAGUGAAGCAUGUAAGUUUCAGCCUGCAGGCCUCAGCUUUUCUUGAACAUCAGUAAUAAUUAAAAAGGGAAUCUCAAUACCUUCUACGCGGUUUAGGUUUCAAUAUAAACAGGAAGAAAGACUAUUUUCAGAAUACCUUUUGGUUUCUCAACUAAAUGGGUAUCACUGGAGAAUUAGUUAGAAGUGUCUUCUCAAGAAACCGCUCUGUUACAACAACAACUACUCAUGAAAGCUAUACUAACAAUGCAAGAAGUUAUGGAGGUGGUGAUAAGAGAAGAUGGAUUUCUGUUAGAUCAUAUCUCUGUGGAGAUGAGUUUAAUUCAGUUCUUGCAGAGGAAGAUUCUGCUUCUGUAAAAAGCUCUGAGGCUACAGUUACACAGCCUUUAAUGGAGGACUGGACAAGUCGAGUAGACAGUAGUAGAGAAGAUGUUUCAGAAGAAAAAUAUAAUUCAACUUCUAAUUUGUUCAGACAAGAAGAUGCAGCGAUCAUCAUCCAAACAGCAUUCAAGAAAUUUCUGGCAAGACGUCGAAAUGAAGAAAACAAAGACAUGGAUAGUAAGGAGGAGGAUGUUGUUAAAGCAAUGGAAAGUAGUCCAAGUAGAGAUUCUAUAGGCACAUCAAUGGAAGUUCAAACUGGAAAUUCUGUGGAAGUUUUGUCAGUUGGAGAGGAAAGUGUGAAUGUCAACCAUCGAAUGCCAAAGAAAGCAACAUCUCAGGUUCUGAAGAUAAAGGAAGACUGGGAUGAUAGCACUGUGAGUAGCAAUAUAAUAAAAAUGAGGAUUCAGAACAGACUGGAAGCAACAAAUCGGCGAGAAAGGGCAUUGGCAUAUGCUUUUGCACAACAGCUAAGAAUCUGUUCAAAGAGGAAACAAAGCAGAUCAGAUAACAUGGGUUGGAGCUGGCUAGAAAGAUGGAUGGCAACCAGAAUUCCAGAAUGUUCAGUUGAAAGUCGAACGAAUAAGCAAUUUAGUGCCAUAAGCAGCAAUCAUAGAGUAAUCACAGCUAAGAAGAGAUUUUUUGACGUAGCAGAAGAAAAAGAGAGUUGUGGCUCAAAUGAUGUGUCUCUCCAAUUUGAUAGCAUAUCAGUGACUGCAACAAAUAACAAUGAGGGUUUGAAAACAAACACCAGAAAUCGGAUUAAGCCUGCAAGAACCAUAUCUCGGCGAAAAACAGCGCCAAGUAACCACUGCCCGAAAGAGCAUAGUAAAGUAACCAAGAAAUAGUAAAGCGAGCAAUAUAAAGAGCAAACAAGCAUAAGAAAAGAAAUCAGAAUAUCUUUGAAGCUACUGAUAGGGUUUAGCUCAUUGUGUGAUUUCUGUAAGUUACUACAUGGUUGUCCAUUCAUGAAUAAUGUAAGGUUUGAAAGUUUUACUUGUAUAUGUAAGUUUUCAAAGUCGUUUUGUGAAAUAGACAAAGUCCUUUAGAAUCA